Molecule: messenger RNA, 2549 nt
Organism: Pelecanus crispus (Dalmatian pelican)
Lineage: Eukaryota; Metazoa; Chordata; Aves; Pelecaniformes; Pelecanidae
Source: RefSeq, a predicted model, not a curated record
GUCUCAAAUCCAGAAGUAUUAAUGAAUUAGUCAAAGACAUUGUCAAAGAACAGUUUAAAGUAUUUCAAGGUGAAAUGCAAGAGAGCAUGGCUCAAAUUUUAAAGACUGUGUCUAGUUUGUCAGAAGAUCUUGAAAAUACAAAAGAUUUAGUCAAACAUCUGAAUAAAACCCAACAAAAAUUUGCUCAGGAGAAAGACAGUGGGCCAACAAAGCUUGACAUUCUGGAGCUAAAGAGUCAUAUGGUGCAGAUGAAAGAGGAAAUGACCCUCACUUGUGACAAGCCUAUGAAAGCUUUACAAGAAAAGCAGAAAUCCUUGGAAGAUAACUUGGAGCAUCAACAGUCAAGAAGUGUCAUUUAUUAUGAAUCUUUAAAUAGGACUCUUACUGAAAUGAAAGACGCUCAUGAACAACUGUUAUCAGCUGAACAGUCUUCAAGCCAAAACAUCCCCUCAGCAGAUAAAGUCACAGAGUACAAUGUUACAGAGUACAUGUUCACACUGCAUGAGAAAGUGAAGAAACAAGGCAUGAUGGUGCUGCAAAUCUAUGAUGACUUAAGAGUCCAGGACAGCAAGAUCAGCAAUCUCAGUGUUGCACUGGAAAUUCAGAGAGACUCUGUUCUGGGAGUCUGUGAUGACAUGUUGUCAGAGAGCAGAAGGGAUUUCCAAACACAGCUGGCAGCAACCCAAGAGAAUGUGCUUGUCCUAAACAAAAGUCUCUCUGACCUGGUCCUUCCAUUGGACAAUAAGAUGGAUAAAAUGAAUGAGCAAAUUAAUGAUUUGUGCUAUGAUAUGGAGAUUCUACAACCCUUGAUUGAACAAGGGGUACCUUUUAGCCUGACGUCAGAGUAUGAUCAACAAAUCCAAGUUGAAGCAAUCAAUGAGAAGCUUGAAAACCUCACGACUGUCAUGAACAGAAUGAGUUCUGCAAUUAAGGAGCUUUCCAAAACUCAGGAAGGACUUAAAAAUGAAUCUCAGGCUUAUCAGGAACUGUUUGAGAGUCGUGUUAAUGAAUGUUCCAUGGAAAUAGAAGAUGGAUUAAACAAGACAAUGAUAGUAAUAAACAGCGCUAUUGAUUCUAUUCAAGAUAAUUAUGUACUGAAAGAUACGCUACGUGCUCUAAGAAAUGAGAAUGAAGUCUGCUGUGGCAGAGCUGAGAAACUGGACAGCCUCCUGGCUUUCAUUCCGCAGUUCCAACAGUUGAAUGAAUCCCUCCAGAUACUGCUCAUUGAGAAGAAGUAUGAAUUCACUUCACAAGGAGCUCCAUCCCUUUCUGAUCUUCCAUACGAGGAGUCUGACAAAAAUAUCCUCCACAAUUUCAGAAGAUUUUUCUAUAUUUUAAAUGAAACAUCAUCAAAAGUGGACAAUCAACAACAAGACAUCAGCCGCCUGGAGGAAAAACUAUUUGACUCUGUAGAGGAAUCAAGGGACCAUGAGGUUCGCCUUCUGAGUGUGGAGUCAAAAAUUUCCAAGUUUUUGGCACAGAACUGUGUCUCACUGAAAAAAACUAAAGCUGCCUCAACAGACAAAGAACAAGUGGUCUCACUUCAGCUCCAGACACUGAGUUCCAGGAUCAAGGCUCUGGAAGCCAAGUCGAUCCGCUUCUCAAACAGCAUUCCACUUCUGAACAAGACUGCUCAUGAGGCCUGGGGGCUGUGUCAGGAUACCACCAGCAGCAUCCAAAAAGUGAAUGCGAGUAUACCCAUGCUAAUUAAACUUGCUCAGCCAGAUAUCCCCCUGCUGCAGAGAGGCCUCAAAGAGCUUAUUGAAUCUGUGCUUGAAAUAAAAGCAGGAACUAUCUUGACAAAUUUAACCCGGCAUGUUGACAUAUCAGUGGCAAGUGCAAUGAACAACAUCACCAAACUUCAGAAACAGGUGAAACCAGUUAUAAAGAAACCAGCACCAGCAAAAAAAGGGGCAACAAAUGUCACCAUGAGCCUGGCAAGCCGAAGUCAGAGAAAUGCGGAUAAUACUAUAGAUUCAGGGCAGUAUUCAGCUUGUGUCAGUUCCCCGUGCCGGAAUGGAGGAACCUGUAUCAAUGACAGACAGAGUUUUAUUUGUGCUUGUCGCCACCCCUUUGGAGGAAUCAACUGCAGUACAAAGCUGGUGAACGACAAUUCUCUGAGUGUCGAUUUUUCAAAAGGAUCAUACAGAUAUGCACCUAUGGUGGCUUUUUUUGCCUCUCAUACAUAUGGAAUGACGACUCCAGGACCCAUCAGAUUUAACAAUCUGGAUGUCAACUACGGAGCUUCAUUUGCCCCAGCAACCGGGAAGUUCCAUGUUCCAUAUCUGGGGGUCUAUGUUUUUGAAUAUACCAUUGAAUCAUUUAGUCCACGUGCCUCUGGCUAUCUGGUCAUUGACGGUAUAGACAAACUGACUUUUCAGGCUGAAAAUAUUAAUAGUAACAAGUACACUGACAGAGUAAUUACUGGAAAUGCUUUAUUGGAGUUAAAUUAUGGUCAAGAAGUCUGGCUCAGACUGGCAACUGGCUCUAUACCAGCCAAGUAUCCACCAGUAACUACGUUUAGUGGUUACUUGUUGUAUCGUACCUAA